AUUAUCAAAAGAUGAUAGUGGCAUGGAUAUGUUCAGCAAUCAUAGUCAUUACUUAUUAUUGUUUCAAUGCAAAGAUUUUACUAACAAAGUUGAAGUUGAUUAUAUCCGAGAUUUUGAAAGUGUUGUAUUAAGAUUCGAUAAGCAAACAACAAUCGGAAUUUAUGUUAUAUCAGCAAAGGAUGGUUAUUCGAGUGGUGCUAUAGGAAGAGCUGAAUCAUCUGAAUACCAUUUACUAUUGACGAACAUACAUGAUCUGUGUCAGGAUAUUCCCGAAUACUUGUCUAAAGUAUUGAAAGAUAAUUCUGUCAAUGAAAAGAUUUAUAGGAUAGAAGAAAAGGUGGAUGAGAUAAUUGAGAUACUCAAACAUCAAGAGAA
Messenger RNA from Racocetra persica, 375 nucleotides. Lineage: Eukaryota; Fungi; Glomeromycota; Glomeromycetes; Diversisporales; Gigasporaceae. The record is from the annotation of a GenBank genome assembly.